Scleropages formosus (Asian bonytongue) is the source of this 3877-nucleotide messenger RNA. RefSeq names its product cullin 2 (gene cul2). The transcript has 21 exons. Gene Ontology annotation, cellular component: cullin-RING ubiquitin ligase complex. Gene Ontology annotation, molecular function: ubiquitin protein ligase binding. The record is from RefSeq and is a predicted model, not a curated record. Bases 120 to 2357 code for a protein of 745 amino acids. Lineage: Eukaryota; Metazoa; Chordata; Actinopteri; Osteoglossiformes; Osteoglossidae. Gene Ontology annotation, biological process: ubiquitin-dependent protein catabolic process.
GAGGAGGUGUAGCUAGCUAAGUGAAGAAAAAAGAUCAAGGUGGUGACAGCAGGGGAAUUUUAGUUUUUUUAAAAAAUAGUACGCUGACAUUGGCCUGAGUUCGACAAAGUAGGUGUACGAUGUCCUUAAAGCCACGCGUGGUGGAUUUUGAUGAGACAUGGAACAAGCUACUGACGACAAUCAAGGCCGUGGUGAUGCUAGACUACGUGGAGAGAGCUACCUGGAAUGAUCGCUUCUCGGACAUUUAUGCUUUGUGUGUUGCAUACCCGGAGCCCCUGGGUGAAAGACUGUACGCCGAGACAAAAAUGUUCCUAGAAAACCAUGUUCGGCAGUUGUACAAGAAAGUUCUGGAGUCUGAGGAGAAGCUUCUUGUGAUGUACCACAGAUCUUGGGAGGAGUACAGCAAGGGGGCUGACUACAUGGAUUGCUUGUACAGGUACCUGAACACACAGUUCAUUAAGAAAAACAAGCUCACAGAGGCAGACUUGCAGUAUGGAUACGGAGGAGCUGACAUGAAUGAACCACUAAUGGAAAUAGGAGAGCUGGCACUAGACAUGUGGAGGAAACUGAUGAUUGAACCCUUGCAAGCCAUCUUGAUCCGGAUGCUGCUGAAUGAAAUCAAAAAUGAUCGUUGUGGUGAGAACCCAAAUCAGAAAGUAAUCCAUGGGGUUAUCAACUCCUUUGUUCAUGUUGAACAGUACAAGAAAAAGUUUCCUCUUAAGUUUUAUCAGGAAAUCUUCGAAGGCCCGUUUCUGACGAAAACAGGCGAAUAUUAUAAACAGGAAGCCUCUAAUUUACUGCAGGAGUCAAAUUGCUCCCAGUACAUGGAGAAGGUUCUGGCCCGGCUGAAGGACGAGGAGAUGCGGUGUCGGAAGUACCUGCACCCCAGCUCAUACGCAAAGGUGAUACAUGAGUGCCAGCAGAGGAUGGUGGCGGACCAUCUGCAGUUCCUUCACGGAGAGUGCCAGAGUAUCGUCCGCCAGGAGAAACGAGACGACAUGGCAAACAUGUACACCCUCUUGCGUGCCGUUUCCAGUGGCUUGCCUCACAUGAUCCAUGAGCUCCAGGUCCACAUCCACGAUGAGGGCCUCCGAGCCAUCAGUAACCUCUCUCAGGAAAAUAUGCCAACCCAGUUUGUGGAGUCAGUGUUAGAGGUUCACAGUAAAUUUGUUCAACUCAUUAACACCGUCCUGAAUGGAGAUCAGCACUUUAUGAGCGCUCUCGACAAGGCUUUGACAUCAGUGGUGAACUACAGGGAGCCGAAAUCCAUCUGCAAAGCUCCUGAACUGCUUGCUAAGUACUGUGACAAUCUGCUGAAAAAGUCAGCCAAGGGGAUGACCGAGAAUGAAGUGGAGGACAAACUGACCAGCUUCAUCACAGUAUUCAAGUACAUAGAUGACAAAGAUGUUUUCCAGAAGUUUUAUGCUCGAAUGUUGGCAAAGAGAUUAAUACACGGCCUCUCUUUGUCCAUGGAUUCCGAGGAAGCCAUGAUUAACAAACUAAAGCAAGCCUGUGGGUAUGAGUUCACCAGCAAGCUGCACCGGAUGUACACAGACAUGAGUGUUAGCGCUGAUCUAAACAACAAAUUCAACAACUUCAUCAAGACCCAGGAGGCUGCCGUUGACCUGGGCAUAAGCUUUCAGAUAUAUGUGUUGCAGGCUGGCGCCUGGCCACUCACACAUGUCCCCACCUCCACCUUCGCCAUCCCCCAGGAGUUGGAGAAGAGCGUUCAGAUGUUCGAAUUGUUUUACAACCAACACUUCAGUGGGAGGAAGUUGACCUGGCUUCAUUACCUCUGCACAGGUGAGGUGAAGAUGAACUACUUGGCCAAGCCGUAUGUGGCUAUGGUGACUACCUACCAGAUGGCUGUGCUGCUGGCCUUCAACAACGGUGAAAUGGUGAGCUACAAGGAACUCCAGGACAGCACUCAGAUGAAUGAGAAGGAGCUUGUUAAAACCAUCAAGUCCCUAUUGGAUGUCAAGAUGAUCAACCACGACUCAAAAAAGGAAGACAUAGAGACAGAGUCAACCUUCUCACUAAAUAUGGCCUUCACCAGUAAAAGAACCAAGUUUAAAAUCACAACGUCGAUGCAGAAGGACACACCACAGGAAAUGGAGCAGACAAGAAGUGCAGUGGAUGAGGACCGGAAGAUGUACCUGCAGGCUGCCAUUGUGAGGAUCAUGAAAGCCCGCAAAGUGCUGCGGCAUAACGCUCUAAUACAAGAGGUCAUCAACCAGUCGAAAGCUCGGUUCAACCCCAGCAUCAGCAUGAUCAAGAAGUGCAUCGAGGUGCUGAUCGACAAGCAGUACAUCGAGCGCAGCCAGACAUCAGCGGACGAGUACAGCUACGUGGCGUGACGUGGCGAGAACGCCUGGAGGAGGGAGACACUGCCCUCCCUUUCUCUGCCAUUGUCCGGGACGAAGCUGAACUGUGCCUCCAUCUAGGGAAUGUCCACCAGGUCGCCAGGCAGCCCCACAAAUACCCCACCCAACCCCAAGCGCCCCCGAUUUUAAUGCUGUUUACAACGUCACCAGUGCCACGCCUCGUGCGUCAACGGAAAUGCCUGCUAGCUGUCUGAGCGCGAGGUACCGACGCAGUGAUUUUAGCCUCCACAGCAGGAAAGCGGAGAGCCAAGGGAGGUGGUGACACUGACUGGAUGUGGGCAGUUACAGGUGGAAACCAUGCUUUUUUUUUUUUUUUUUUUUUCCCCCCUCACGUUUGCAGUUGUGCUAUUUUUUUGUUUUGUUUUGUUUUUUUAAUCGAAGUAAUAAAACCGGUAUACCAAUAAUUGUAUUUACUUCAGAGUCGUAAAGAACAAGGUGACAGACGUGAUUAUGCUGCUUGUCAAAUAAACAAAUAAAACAAAAGAUUUUUGUACAUGAUUCCUGGAAGAUAAGCGUGGAUUCGACAUCCGGGUGUCCGUUGCCUUGUUCCCGAAAAAUGACUUGAAAAUUAGUUUAAUUCCAGGUGUUCUCCUGGCUUUAGUCCAGUAGGUUGAAGCUGAGGUACCAGAUUCACCUCACGUGUUACUGAUGACUGGACUUGGAAAAAGUACCAAGUACAUAGCCACACGUUAAAGAAACUUAAAUGUGCUAUGCUUUAGAAAUGACAACUAAUUUUACAAAGUAUUCAUAAUGCAAGUUUGCUUAUUUUGCCAGUCUGUAAAACAAAUUGUGAUUGUAACUGUACCCUCUGGAUGUUUAUUAAUCUUUGGAUGAUUUAACACCUUGAUAUUCUGUUUCACCACAAGGGGGUGCUGUUACCAGUUUAUUAGUAGUAAGGGCUUUUUCUUUUAUUCCCCCCCCCCCCCCCCCAAUUUUAAAUUAUUUUUUUCUCCCAACAUGAGGUUUAGUCAAAUUAAAUUUAAUACCAAAUACUAAGUGUCUCUAGGUAUAAAGAUAGAACACUGAGGGAUCCAGAAGCCAGUGGAAAAACUUCAAAUGCUUAAUGUGACAAAUUUGUAUACUGGCUUCAUGUAUGAAUGUAGAUGGACUUGGGGAUCUAACACUCACUAUAGCGCUGCACUUUUUAUAAUUGUUUAUUUUUCAUAAUUAUUACAGUUGUCAGAUUUAUAUUGAUCAGAGGCAAGAACGACCUGACGUUUGUUGGCAAGACUGCAUAUAAAGUUUUCUUUCUGCUAUAUCUGUUGUUGUGCUGUAUUCAGCUCUUCUUUAAAAUGCAUAACAAGCAGCAUUAUAACUACAUAAAAUGUUUUGUUUUCAGGAGGUUCUCUUUUCUGAAAAUAAAUACCUGUAAAUGACUGGUUAAUACAUGUUACAACCAGCAACCAAAUGUUAAACUGCAGUGUUUACGCAGCAGCUUUCAGCCUAAAGGGUUCUUCUGUUUUACAUAUUUUACUACCUUGGAGUUGUUCUUU